This is a messenger RNA of Rubroshorea leprosula, 705 nucleotides long. The record is from the annotation of a GenBank genome assembly. NCBI's taxonomy places the organism in Eukaryota, Viridiplantae, Streptophyta, Magnoliopsida, Malvales, Dipterocarpaceae.
GUCAUUGACGAUCGAAAGAAAUUUAGAGAGAUGGGGAGGUCUGUGUCGGAGUUCGAGUGCAAUAAGCACCAGCAUCACCAGCAGCUUCAUGGGGUUUGCCCGUCUUGUUUGAGGGAGAAGUUGUCUCAUCUCUGUUUCGCUUCCAAUAGAGAGAUCGCUAGAGUCAUUCCUUCUUGCUCUUCCUCGGUUUCUUACUCGUCGGUUUACUCGUCGCCAGAUCGACGUAGGGGUCAUCAGCGGAAGGGUUCCGAAAUGAUGGGGUUUGUUUCUUAUACGUUGGGUGUUGGGAAUUUUAGUUUGAGGAAGAGCAGAUCCAUGGCUUUUCCGCAUGGGAAUUUCGGUGGGGAGGUUGGGAAUGAGAAGAAGAAAAAAGGGUUCUGGGCGAAGUUGCUUGGAUUGAAGGGGAAGAAGGAGGUUCUUAUGCAUUCCAAGACUAUAAGGGAGAGGUAUUAUUAGAUUGAUUAAGUAGUAGUGAACUUUAGAUGAUGAGGUUUUGGAAGUUAGAAAAUAAGUUGUGCAUAGUUUUUGGUUUUAGAGGAUGAACUGCUUGUGCAUAUUUUGUUUAGAGGAGGGUCUACUGCACUUCUUUUAAUUAUUAAUAAAGAGAUGAGCAAACUACACUCUAGUUUUCUAGUUGUUAUAUUGGGAUUGGUUUGAAUAUCAUGUCAUGUUUAACCAUCUUCUACCACUGUAUUGUGAAUUCUU